UUGAAGGUACCCUUGUUUCUUCACCCUCAAUCAAUAACUUGUCCCAGUAUCUCUUUUGCUGCUUUCAACUAAAAAAAAAAACCCUUUAUUUUUUGUUUCCCCCAAAAGUUAUCAUCGUUUAUGGGUGGUGAAACUUCUUUAACUUUAGUUCCAGGACCAACUUCCCCGCCACCGUCGGCGGCGGCGGCGAAGACGGGUGGUUCAGCUACGGCGUUGGCACCUGGGUUUCGUUUCCACCCAACAGAUGAAGAGUUGGUUAGCUAUUACUUGAAAAGAAAGAUUUCCAAUAAGCCUGUCAGGUUCAACGCUAUGGCUGAAGUCGAUAUCUACAAACAUGAACCUUGGGACCUUUCAGACAAGGCGAAGUUGCAAACCAGAGACCAGGAGUGGUAUUUUUUCAGUUUAUUGGACAAAAAGUAUGGGAAUGGGGGGAGAAUGAAUAGGGCUACAAACCAAGGGUACUGGAAGGCUACGGGGAAGGAUCGAGAAGUCCGACACAAUACACACCUUAUUGGAAUGAAAAAGACGCUUGUAUUUCAUAGCGGGAGAGCUCCAGACGGGAUGCGAACCAAUUGGGUCAUGCAUGAGUAUCGGCUUGUUGAAGAAGAAUUGGAAAAAAUUGGGGCAUUACAGGGGUAUGUGCUAUGUAGAGUUUUUCAUAAGAACAAUAUAGGACCACCCAAUGGAAACCGAUAUGCACCUUUUAUUGAGGCGGAAUGGGAUGAUGGUUCAAUUCCUUUGGUUCUGGGAGUAGAUACUGGGGAUGAUGGUGUAGCUGGAAAUGAUGCGAUUGCUGGCAGUGAUGUGGCAACAACUGAAAAUGCAGCAGUUGAAAACAAUGCUGAUCAAAUGAUUGGUUUUGAGCAGGAGACUGAACAUGCCGGUAAGGAUGCUUUGCCUAAUGAUGAGGUCCCGAGAGAGACGCUAAAUGACAAAACAGAUGACUGUCCUCCAUUGCCUCCAUGCAAGGUUGAGAGACCCGAUGAUUGCCCUCCCAUAUGCAUGCUUAAUAGGGAAGCAUCCUUGCCGCUACUCCGGUACAAGAGAAGACGGCAUACUGAUUUGGGUCCCAACCAUGCAAAUGCUUCUGAGAACUCUACUCGAACAACUCAGGAUCGUUGCUCAUCGACAACAACAACAGCAGCGGCAGCAACCACAACGUCGCCAUCAUCUGCGACAACAACGGCGAUUUCUGCGCUCUUGGAAUUUUCUCUAAUGGAAUCUCUAGAAUUGAAAGAGAAUAACCAUCGCGUUCCUCCACCAACAUUUGACAUCGCUAAUCUAGACUCUGUGGUGCCUCCAAGCUGCAUGAAACUUAUCAAUGAAUUGCAGAAAGAGAUCCGCAAGAUCUCUGUUGAGAGGGAGACAUUGAAGCUUGAAAUGAUGAGUGCUCAAACUAUGAUCAACAUUCUCCAUUCAAGAAUAGAUUUCCUUAGCAAGGAGAACGAGGAGCUAAAGAGGAGCAACUGAGACGGGUAGCACGCGAAGCCUUGGUACUCGCAUUUUUAUGCAUUGAAUAAGAGUACACCAGCGCAGUUGUAAAAUUGGUAUGAACAUUAGCAUUUGGUUCUGUUUGUUGUUGAACAAUGUUGUAGCUUUCUUGCAUUUUUUAAGCCCUAGUUGCAUUUUAAAUCUAACCAAAUAAACAUGGGUUCACCUCCCAUGGUUGUGGCCGUCCGUUUGCCCCAAGUCUCUGUUAUGACCUUUGCUUUUCGAUGGACUCCGUUUGCUGUUAUCUUUGGUUGGUGAAGUUCCCUUGCUCUUAUGGAGUUAAGUUGCUGGCACCUCUCUGGGGUUUCAUCGUACCUGAAGAUUUAGCAUCUGGUGGCUGUUGUAGCCGAUGUUCGGCUUCGGCUACACCUCUAUCGGUGGUCUACCAAAUGCCAAGGCAACUUUGGGAUUGAUUUUUUGGGGCUUCAUGGUGACAUGGCCUUUACCAGAGGCGUGCAACAGCCUCUCUUAUUGUUUCCCGGUGCUCUCUCCCUCCUCUAGCUUAUGGGGUAGUGGGUUUGGUUGGACGUUGCUUGUUGUACCUUACUGGGAAUCGGACCUUUUUGCUGUAAAUUUCAUCUCAUUUGAACCAAAAAAAAAGAAAAAAAAGAAGGUUCUCAAGUUCAUUCUA
Gossypium raimondii (Peruvian cotton) is the source of this 2122-nucleotide messenger RNA. RefSeq names its product NAC domain containing protein 50. NCBI's taxonomy places the organism in Eukaryota, Viridiplantae, Streptophyta, Magnoliopsida, Malvales, Malvaceae. The transcript is spliced from 4 exons. Gene Ontology annotation, molecular function: DNA binding. The coding region runs from base 121 to 1470 and encodes 449 amino acids. The record is from RefSeq and is a predicted model, not a curated record. Gene Ontology annotation, biological process: regulation of DNA-templated transcription.